GGAAGAGUUGGAGAAAUGAGAUUAAGCAAAACAUUCCGGCCAUUUAGGAUGGUUAAUUCAACUAAGAAUUGCAAAAUUCGGGUUUGCGGGUCGGGAGCUCUGUUUCUAGUAAAAGAUUCACUUCGUUUUUUUCCUCGUACUAGUCUUGUUACCAAACGAAUAACGUGUUUGGAUAUUCGAUUACGUUAUCUAGAUACUCGUAUAUUUUGAAUGUAUUUUUAUUCAAGCUGAACAUCUUGAUACUCGCGCGGGUCAUAAGGGAGAUGACCACAAUGGUGCAGCCAGAAGGGGAAGACAACCAUGCACAGCAAAUACGACUUGGUAUGAAGACCUGCCUGGUAAUGAUUCCCCUACUGGGUGUCACGUGGCUGUUUGGUCUUCUUUCGCCUGUAGACAAGGUUUUCGCAUACAUCUUCACAAUACUCAACUCUACUCAGGGUUUCCUGAUUUUCGUCCUCCACUGCAUGCGAAAUACUCAGAUCAGAGAGCGAUUCACAAGAAAGAUGAACAUGGUUUUCCAUCUUCCAUAAAGGAAAAAUUCCAUAAGGAAGAGGUCAUAGGCCAAACCAAACGAGGUCGGCCAUGUAUAGACAACUGCAUUACAGUCUUGCGGUGAAUGUGAAUCGAAAUUGCACUAAACUUAAGAAGCUGGCUUCAACUGUCAGGAAAUAAUAGUAACUUUUUAAGUACGAUCGCAUAAGAGUCUAGAUCUGUUAAGAAAAAGAGGGGUCAUUCUGUUAUUCAGUGUCUUAGCAAUCAACUAGUCGUAAAUGUCACCUUCUUCUUAAUAGUCUUCAAUUAUUAUCUUAGCCAGUCGCAAAUUAACAGGAAAAGUAUUUUUAGCUGCAUGAUGAAUUACCCCAGAAAAAGCUAAAUAUAGCCUGUUGUGUAAUAGAUUCAUCUUAAAAGGGUCUAGUUCCUUAUUAUAUCAGCGACUGGCCCAUUCGAAGUCCUAAUUCUGCUUUAUAUCAGAUGUGAAUUUUUGUCAAG
This is a messenger RNA of Stylophora pistillata, 990 nucleotides long. RefSeq lists its product as uncharacterized. The record is from RefSeq and is a predicted model, not a curated record. Lineage: Eukaryota; Metazoa; Cnidaria; Anthozoa; Scleractinia; Pocilloporidae.